AUGGAAGUAAUUAAACAAAUUUUUAGUAAUAUUUUGUUAACAUUACCGGAGUUUGUAUCAUCAACUUUUCAAUUUCUUGGUUUUAACCAGAGUUUACAAAUUCAUGAAGAUACAAACACGAUGCGUGAAACUCCACGUCACGUUCAUUUCAAUGACAAUCUAAAUGAAGGGAGGUCAGAGAAUCAAAAUGAAAGUAAAACUCCAAAGUUUCAAAGGAUUUUAUUAGGGCAAAGUGUCAGUUCCUUAAAAGUUUUAACUGUUUCUGAAGAAGAAGAAAAUGAAGUUCCAGUGAGUGAAAACAGUUCAAUGCCUUUCGACAAAUACAACAAAGCUGAAAGCUCAAAGAACAUGAAACUGAACGUUCAGCAAACAAUUGAAAGCGGUCAGGAAAACACUCAAUCAAAUUUUAGUAACAACAUCAAAUUAAAACUCAAAAAAUUAUUAAAGAAACGUCCAAAGUCGUCUUCAACAGACAUCCAGAAUAUUUACAAUGAAAUUUGCAAGGAAGUUCCUAAAUUCGCAAAUCUUUCUUUGUCCCAGUUUGCCUUAAUCAUUGAUGAUUACAUGAAAAACUUUAAAACAUCGUUAUUAGAAAGAAUGCUUGAAAGCAUCUUGGAAGAACUUUACAUUUUGUUAAGUAAUUUACAGGACAAUUAGCGAA
This is a messenger RNA of Clunio marinus, 661 nucleotides long. The record is from the annotation of a GenBank genome assembly. NCBI's taxonomy places the organism in Eukaryota, Metazoa, Arthropoda, Insecta, Diptera, Chironomidae.